UUGCAGUGCGUGGGCUUCUCAUUGUGGUGGCUUCUCUUGCUGCAGAGCAUAGGCUCUAGGCACACGGGCUUCAGUAGUUGUGGCACACGGGCUCAGUAGUUGUGGCUCACGGGCUCUAGAGCGCAGGCUCAGCAGGUGUGGCACACGGGCUUAGUUGCUUCGUGGCAUGUGGGAUCUUCCCCGACCAGGGCUCGAACCCAUGUCCCCUGCACUGGCAGGCGGAUUCUUAACCACUGUGCCAGCAGGGAAGCUCCCGGGCUUCUCUCUAGUUGUGGUGCGAGGGCUUCAGGGCACGCGGGCUCUGUAGUUGCGGAGCUCGGGCUUAAUUGUCCCACAGCAUGUGGGAUCUUAGUUCCCCGAUCAAGGGUCGAACACACUUCCCCUGUAUUGGAAGGCGGAUUCUUUACCACUGGACCACCAGGGAAGUCUCCUCAUUUCUUGAUUAUGCUUGCCCAAUUAAAUUUUUUUGUAGUAUUUCCUUUGUAUUUUGUUUUUAUUCUUAUCAAGCUUAAAAAUAGCAAAAGGCUUAAAAUAAAAUACACUCUCUGCUCUACCCCUUUCUUCUUCCAUCCUGUCUCUUUGGUCUGUGUUUGCUCUUGUGGCAUCUGCCUCAGGCCUUGCUUCCUGUUUCUCCUCCCCCCUGCAUGAAUGCCCUGGGCUUGAUGUCAUGGCUUCAUUUUUCUCCAUCACGACCUCAGACGUGCCCUGUCAGCUGUCCCUCCCCGGCCCUGGCAGUCAUCUUGGCAAGAGCCAAGUAUUUGGAUGUCAGUUAACUUCGAGGCGUUGGAAAGUCCAGGCUACACUCCAACCCCUCUUCUUCCCCGACUCAGGCUGUGGGAGAUGGGAGGCUCUUCUCUUUAUUCCCACUUCACUGUUUGUCCCUGUGGGAGUUCCUCGUGGGUUGGGAAGGGAAGCUCCUGUCAUCGGGCGGUCAGUCCCCAGCACGACAGGGAUCGCUUGGAGCCUGUGACAGGGCUCUACCCUGCAUUUCCACUGGCCUCUGAGGCUCCCCCAGAGUUGCACUCACUGUGUCUUCCCCGGGGCCCCCCUCGCUGCAGGCAGCGCUCUUGGGGAGGAGCCUGUUAGGGCGUCAGUCGGGGCUCCUCUAGCUGCUGCUUCCUUGUCUUCAGCCCCCAUCCCUCCCUUUCUCGUCCUGCAGGCUUCCCAACCUGUAGAGGGCAGUGUCUUCCGUUUGCUUGGCCAGAUCCUUGCCUUCUCCUCGACGUCCUUCUCUCUCUCUCUGCGCUGUCGUCUCCACCGGGGCGUCUCUGCCUCUGGCUUCACUGGAUGCCUGGGACCCAACCACGGCUCCUUACCCCAGUGCUCUUACUCCAGCCCCAGGGACCUUCAUCUUUCACUGGAACUAGGACCCCUGCCCUCUCCGUGGCAGUCAGAAUGGUCUCAGGUGGGGGUCAGAGCGCACCACCCUUUCCAAGGCCUUCCGGGGGCUUCUCCUCCUGUGGAAUGAAAUCCAAGUCCUUACCACGUCCUUGAGCCCUGCAGGCCUGUGCCUUUGUUUUCAUGCUGCGUGGAAGGCUCUUCCCGAAGAAAUCUCAGAGCUCGUUCUCACACUGCUUGUGUUUCUGCCCAAAUGUCGCCUCAGCAGGGGGCUCCUGAUGACCCAUCUGAGAUAGCGCCUGUGUCUUCCUCCCCGCCUCUCUCCCAUGAAGCUGCUGGAGGCCUGUCAGAGCAUUGUCACCGCUUGCGUGCUAGGUGGCUGUGUGUUUACUGGCAUCUCCCCUGCAGGAAUGGAAACCCACUGAGGACAGGGACUGUGUCCACAGUUGGUGCCUAAUAAGCACUUAUUGAAUGAUCCCCUGAGGGUCUGUGGCUUGCUGCUAUCUUUUGGUCCUGUGAGAGGAAUUUAUUGUGAGUACACUGGGUAGUUCUCAGAGGCAUCAAGCACCAGUCAUGCAGGCUGCACGGCUGACACUGCCGCAGGGCCACCUGGUAGGACCCGCGCACCUCGGGGAGCAGACCCCCCUGCACUGGUUUGUGGCCUGUGGCUCCGCGACCUGGGCUUUAGGUUCACAGUCUGUGCUGGGUGUCCCCUGGUUGACUCGGUUGUGGACCACUUAUUUUCUUGGAAGAAGCCUGGGAAGUCACCUAUUUGACACGUUUUCUUUUCUUUCUUUCUUUUUUUAAAAAAUUUAUUUAUUUUUGGCUGCGUUGGGUCUUCGUUGCGGUGCACAAGCUUUUCAUUGUGGUGGCUUCUCUCGUUGCAGAGCACGGGCUCUAGGAGCGCGGCUUCAGUAGUUGUGGCAUGUGGGCUCAGUAGUUGCAGCACGCGGGCCCUAGAAUGCACUGGCUUCAGUAGUUGUGGCAUGCGGGCUCAGUAGUUGUGGCUCGUGGGCUCUAGAGUGCAGGUUCGGUUGUUGUGGCGCACAGGCUUAGCUGCUCUGCAGCAUGUGGGAUCUUCCCGGACCAGGGCUCGAACCUGUGUCCCCUGCAUUGGCAGGGAGAUUCCUAACCACUGCACCACCAGGGAAGUCCCUGGAAUGUUUUCUUCAUGUGCUCGCUCCCACUGAGACUCAGGUGGGCUGAGCAGCCGGCCAGAUGGCAGGCACUUCCGGAGGGUCAGACCUGUGUGUCUGGUGCCUGUAGUUUGAGUCGUGCUCACCACCCCGUGCAAGGUCUCCCUGAAUAGGUUCUUAUCAGACUGGAAACACCUUAUUUUGUCUGCAUGCAUAGCUGUUCAUUUCCCUCUACAAGACUAAAAGCUUCUGAAGGCCAGAGUGGGCUUCACUCAUCCUGAAGUCUUCAGGACCCAAAAGAGUAUCUAGCACACGGAGGCUCACUUAUUAUUAUUAUUUUUUAAUUCUCUCUCAAAGCAAGUGGUGGGUUCAGGAUGCAGUCUGUGGAGGGACAUUCUCCUUUCCUGGGUCCUCUACAUCUUUUCCAUGUCUCCCAGUAUAAUUGCAGCCUGUGGAAUGGUGUGUGUAUUGUUACAGGGAUUGUCGUCAUUCAAGGAUAUAUCUAUGGAGUUCACCUGGGAAGAAUGGCAGUUAUUGGAUUCUGCGCAGAAGCACCUGUACCGGGAUGUGACUCUGGAAAACUAUAGAAACCUGGUGUCUGUGGGGUAUCAUGGUACCAAACCUGAUUUAGUCUUCAAGUUGGAGCAAGGAGAAGAGCCAUGGAUAAUAAACGCGGAAGUUUCCCGUCAGAGCUGUCCAGAAGGUUGGAAAGAAUGGUACCAGAAAAAUCAAGAUGAACUCGAAAGUGUUGAGAGAAGCUAUGCUUGUAAUGCAUUUGGAAAGCUUCAUCUGAGCAAAAGCCACAUUUCUUCAAGACAAAGUCUCCUUAAAUAUAAUACACUUGGAAAAAGUUUGACACAAAACUUAGCUUCAGCCAGAAGCUAUCUAAGACAGAAUCCUGAUCAGUUUCAUGGGUAUGAUGAAUCAUAUUUUCUUAAGCAUCAAAGAACUCAUAGUAUAGAAAAAAACUGUGUAUGUAACGAAUGUGGGAAAGCUUUUCGUUGUAAAUCACAGCUCAUUGUACAUCUCAGAAUUCAUACAGGAGAGAGACCAUACGAAUGCACUAAAUGUGAGAGAGCCUUCAGUGCCAAGUCAAACCUCAAUGCUCAUCAGAGAGUCCACACAGGAGAGAAGCCCUACUCCUGUAUCGAGUGUGGGAAAGUCUUCUCAUUCAGGUCACAGCUCAUUGUCCAUCAGGAAAUUCACUCAGGAGGGAAACCUUAUGGUUGCAGUGAAUGUGGGAAAGCCUACAGCUGGAAAUCACAGCUGAUUUUACACCAGAGAAGCCAUACAGGAGUGAAACCCUAUGAAUGCAGUGAAUGUGGGAAAGCCUUUAGUCUGAAGUCCCCAUUCAUUGUGCACCAGAGAACUCACACAGGAGUGAAACCCCAUAAAUGCAGUGACUGUGGGAAAGCCUUCAGGAGUAAGUCGUAUCUCCUCGUUCACAUCAGGAUGCACACGGGAGAGAAGCCCUAUCAGUGCAGGGAUUGCGGGAAGGCCUUCAGCAUGAAGACACAACUUGUUGUGCACCAGGGAAUUCACACAGGAAAUAAUCCUUAUCAGUGCAGUGAAUGUGGGAAGGCCUUCGGUAGGAAGGAACAGCUCACCGCGCAUCUGAGAGCUCAUGCGGGAGAGAAGCCCUAUGGGUGCAGUGAGUGUGGGAAAGCCUUCAGCAGCAAGUCAUACCUCGUUAUACACCGGAGAGCACACACAGGAGAGAGACCCUAUGAGUGUAGCUUCUGUGAGAGAGCCUUUUGUGGGAAAUCACAGCUAAUUAUACAUCAGAGAACUCAUUCAACAGAGAAGCCCUAUGAAUGCAGCGAAUGUGAGAAAGCCUAUCCUAGGAAGGCGUCACUUCAGAUACACCAGAAGACUCAUUCAGGAGAAAAACCCCACAAAUGCAGUGAAUGCGGGAAAGCCUUCACUCAAAAGUCGUCUCUCAGUGAACAUCAGAGAGUUCAUACAGGAGAGAAGCCAUGGAAAUGCUCUGAAUGUGGGAAAUCCUUCUGCUGGAAUUCAGGGCUUCGUAUACAUCGAAAAACUCACAAGUGAGAAAUCAGAGCGGAGUAGAUGUUAGAAUCAUUCUCACAGAAGCUGAUCCACAGGAGACUUCAGAGGAUAAUAGAGGCAAGAAGUCCUAAAAAUACUCUUUUAUCAAAUUAGUCAUACGAGAGAGAGGCCAAUCAUAUUUGGAAUGAAUGUGCAAAAGCUUUCAGAAGUAAGUCAUACAAAUCUUUAUAUACAAGAGAAUAGUUGCAGGAGUACAGAGCAGUAACUGUAUCAGAAGUGGUAGCCUGAUUAUGAAGAUUUAACAUGGGGAAUCAUAUUGAGAAACCCUUGUAACUUUAAUAAAUCAAGAAAGCACUUCCCGUGGAAGCUGUGUUACAUGGGGAGUCGCAUUCCAGAUGUGGUGCUGAAGAAAGUCUUGGUAGAGAGUAAAGUUGUUUUUUAUUUUAAUAUGUAUCUAGAGUAAUAGCAGGAAAAUGGCAAGGAACAUACUCUGAAGGUUAAGGGGUAUGGAGUGUGACUUUCCUGAGUAACACUGAAUAGUGUUUUAAAAAUUUUUGGUAUUUUAUUUUAAAAUGUAACUUGUUAUAUUUGAUAGUUUGUGGAAUAACACCCUCUAAUAUUCUCCACAUUAAAUGCUAAGGAUCAGUGUUGUCUCUUUAUUUCUUAGCAAUAUAACUAAAAUAAUAUAGUUUUUAAUAAAUGAAAGGAUUCAGUUCUCAUUCCAAAUGAAUUUACAUAUCCAGCAAGUGGGUCUGGCAGUUGUUAACAGGGGUGCUUCCUAAGAGCACUCACCAUAAUGAACAUUGAUUAUAUUUACCAGUUCAGUGUCUGUUCUGCAAGAUUUGUAAGAGCGGCUUAGAUCUCUCUGGAGAAAUACCCCUCCUGUGUGUGUGCACCCUUGCGGUGGGUCUUUCAGGGUGUCCUUUCCACCAGUCACAGUUGUUGGGAAAUGGGAGCCUCUUUUCCAGGAGUUUGCAUCUCGAUUUCAGUCUCCCAUGAACCAGCAGGGAAAUAUUGGAACCCAUUCUUGUCCCAGAAUUCUACUGAGACCAUCAGUUAGUUCUUGCUGUUUUGAUUUCUCAGAAUAACUUUGGAUACUGCCCCUUUUGAACCUGGUUUUCUGGUCUUCUGUGUG
This is a messenger RNA of Globicephala melas (long-finned pilot whale), 5619 nucleotides long. The record is from RefSeq and is a predicted model, not a curated record. Lineage: Eukaryota; Metazoa; Chordata; Mammalia; Artiodactyla; Delphinidae.